This is a messenger RNA of Exophiala mesophila, 678 nucleotides long. RefSeq lists its product as uncharacterized. The transcript has a single exon. Bases 1 to 678 code for a protein of 225 amino acids. The record is from RefSeq and is a predicted model, not a curated record. Lineage: Eukaryota; Fungi; Ascomycota; Eurotiomycetes; Chaetothyriales; Herpotrichiellaceae.
AUGGCGCCGAAACUGUAUACGAUGAUAGAAUCUGGCAACAGCUACAAGGUUCGCCUACUGGCUGCCUUGCUCUCGAUAGACCUGGAACAGGUGGAGAUCGACCUUGCCAAUGGUCAGCAUCGCACCCCAGAGUUUCUCUCUAUCAACCCCCGAGGGGAAGUGCCUACAUUGGUAGAUGGUGACGAGACGUUCACAGACUCAGCAGCCAUCCUGGUAUACCUCGCAGGAACAUACCCAGACAAGAAAUCUUCGAGGCAAGCACCAUCCACUUACUGGUCAGCGGACAUCACCGAGCAAGCCAAGAUUGUGGACUGGCUGGCAUUUGCAGCAAGCUGGGUCCAAUAUGGGGUUUUCACUGCGCGAGGUAUAGUGUCCUUCCAGGGGACAUAUAAUGGGAUCGGGUCAAAAGUGCGAGAAGGGGCUCUCGAGGAGGCCACCGCUCGCGGGCACAAGUCUCUCGAGAUCCUACAGAAAAAGUUGGAAAAGGAGGACUGGCUAGCACUCAAGAGGCCCACGAUCGCAGAUGUUGCGGUAUUUGUGUAUGUGGCCCUGGCCCCUAUGGGAGAUAUAUCGUUGGAACCUUACCCGGCAGUGUUGGCGUGGAUUGCCCGGAUCAAAAGUUUGCCAGGGUUCAUACCAAUACAAGGCUUGGAAGAUCCUCUUUACCGCCGGCGAUGA